GGGCCAAACAAAAAAAAGAUCAAUAGAAAUCCUUUUUCUCUCAAUAUAUAAUAAUAUGCUGGAUCGAAAUACACACAAAGUAAUUUGGAUGGAUUCAAGCAAUCAUCGAACUUAAUCCUUCUAAAAUAUCGAAAGUAAUCUUUCCCUUUUUUCUUUUUUAAUGAGUAACCAAAACUAUGUAAUCUCGGAGAAUGCCGGAAAAAAUACUCACCAUCUUCCUGUUAUGGUUGUCAUGGUUCCUUUACCGGCGCAGGGUCAUCUAAAUCAGCUCCUCCACCUCUCUCGCCUACUCUCUGCCUUCAACAUCCCUGUCCACUUCGUUGGCACCGCUACGCACAACCGCCAAGCGCAGCAUCGCGUUGGUGCAGAAAUUAGCAACCAUCUGAUCCAAUUUCAUGACUUUGACAUACCAAUAUUCCCUUCUCCUUCUCCAAACCCCAAUACAACCCACAAAUUCCCCUCUCAUCUCAUCCCCUUAAUGACUGCUGCGGCAGUCCACCUUCGUCGCCCUCUCGCUGCCUUUCUUUCUUCACUUUCUUCAAAAGCAAAACGACUCAUAGUCAUCCACGAUUCCCUAAUGUCGUCUGUGGUUCAAGUCGUAGACACCAUUGUCAAUGUCGAAUCAUACAAUUUUCAUAGUGUUUCAGCUUUUGCUGCCACUCUCCAUUGCUUGGAGCGUAAAGGGAUUGGAGGUGGUGACGACAACUGUGAAAGUACGAAAUUCUACAAAGAGCAUGUUAUUUUAAAGGAAUCAAAUAGUGUUCGUUCAUGUGAAAACUGUUUUCCAACGGAGUUUUUGGAUUUCAUUAAGUCGCAGUUUGAUCAGCUACCCAAAAAGACAUGUGGAAAAAUAUAUAACACUUGUAGAGUGAUUGAAGGCUCGUCUUUGAAGUUGAUUGAAAGAAUUGAAAAUGAGUUUAAUCACUGGGCAUUGGGUCCUUUCAACCCUGUCAAAAAGUUGAAGAAUGGGGAGAGGUCGUCGUCUAAGCAUAGCUGCAUGUCAUGGCUAGAUCAACAAGAGCCAAGAUCAGUGAUGUAUAUCUCGUUUGGGACGACAACAACAGUGGAAGACAAACAAAUUAAAGAAAUAGCAAUUGGGUUAGCAAGAAGCCACCAAAAGUUCAUUUGGGUCAUUCGAGAUGCCGAUAAAGGCGAUAUCUUUCACGACGACAAUGACAAAAAGCCCAAACUGCCAGAAGGUUACAAUGACUUAAUUGGUGAUCGAGGGUUGGUAAUAAGAGAAUGGGCACCACAGUUGGAGAUACUGAGCCACUGGGCGACUGGAGGGUUUAUGACGCAUUGCGGAUGGAAUUCGUGCAUGGAGAGCAUGACAAUGGGAGUGCCAAUGGCAGCAUGGCCUAUGCACUCGGACCAGCCAAGGAACACGGUGCUUGUGACCGCGAUAUUGAGAGUAGGGGUGGUGGUGAAGGACUGGGAUCAAGGGGAGGAGGUGGUGUCGGCAUUGACCGUGGAGGAGGCGGUGAAAAGAUUGAUAGUGUCGGAGGAAGGGGCAGAGAUAAGAAUGAAUGCAAUGAGGGUAGGGGAAGCUGUGCGACGGUCGAUAGAAGAUGGUGGAGAUUCUCGGAAAGAGUUGGAGGCUUUUGUUAAUCAUAUUACUCGGUAGAUGAAAAAACAGUGAGAAGUUUUUGUUUUCAUAUUAUUUCUUUAUGAUUAUUACAAAAUACCGUGUUAACUACUUAAUUCAACUACGCUUUGCCCAUGAAGGAGUAUGUAUUUUUAAAACUUUGAAA
Messenger RNA from Cucumis melo (muskmelon), 1751 nucleotides. RefSeq names its product zeatin O-glucosyltransferase-like. Gene Ontology annotation, molecular function: UDP-glycosyltransferase activity. Lineage: Eukaryota; Viridiplantae; Streptophyta; Magnoliopsida; Cucurbitales; Cucurbitaceae. The transcript is spliced from 2 exons. The coding region runs from base 161 to 1624 and encodes 487 amino acids. The record is from RefSeq and is a predicted model, not a curated record.